GUGAGCGAGCGCGUUCCGAGGCUGCGGAACGACAGCGCGGCUGUCUAGGAAACGGCUGCCCCGCCGGCCCAGGGAUCCGACCGCGGGCUGGGGCCGGGCGGGCCGUCACCCAGGCCGGAGGCGGCGCGCGGGCAUCACGGUCAUGAACUUCUGCAUUCCAACAUUGAUGCCGCUUUCAUACACUUAAGGUGUUCUGAACCACUGUCUUGAUCUUCUCUUUCACUCCCAUAUGGAAUGAAUGCUCUUUGGAGAAAUGACCUUUAUAAGAAGGAAAAGUAGAGGUGAGCUACAAGAAGGCCAUUUACUCCUCACUCUUCAGCCUAGAAGAAUAAGGACAAGGACAGAGCUAAGCACACAGCAGGGUUUCCCCUUGGACAUAUACGCCAGGCUGCCCUCCUCACAUCCAUUACAUACCUAUAAUCACAGCACUUAGGAGGAUAAGGCAAGAGGAUUGCCACAGUUUGAGGCCAGCCUGAACUACAUAGUUCCAGGCCAACACAGACUAGGUGCUGUUGUUCAACCCUAAUCCUUUCACCAAGAAUGAAACUAUUUAAAAAUUAAGAUGCCAACAGAUCACGAAGAGCCCUGUGGUCCCAGUCACAGGUCAUUUUGCCUGAAUGGGGGGAUUUGUUAUGUGGUACCUACUGUUCCCAGCCCAUUUUGUAGGUGCAUAGAAAAUUACACAGGAGCUCGUUGUGAAGAGGUUUUUCUUCCAAGCUCCAGCAUCCAAAACAAAAGUGACCUGUCCACAGCUGUCGUGGCCCUGGCUGUCCUAGUCGCACUCACCAUCGCAGCCCUCUACUUCCUGUGCAGGAAGGGCCACAUUCAGAGGGCCAGUUCAGUCCAGUGUGAGCUCAGCCUGGUAGAGACAAGCAGCACCAGUGUCCACCACAGUCACAGAGAACACUGAAGAAACAUCUAUGAAGGCAUUACUGCUUUCAUCUCAAAGGCUGGAAAUGAAACCAUAAGGAGUAACACCUUGGGGUCAUAAGGAGUACCAGAGCUAUGAAAGAAAAUCACUGCUGAAAAUCAAUUUUUAAAAGUACAUGAGUACAACUAUGAAGCUCUUAAAGGACAAUAAAUAUGCUUAGUUCUUUGACUGUAAGUAGAAUUAUGUGUAGCAAAACUC
Molecule: messenger RNA, 1129 nt
Organism: Nannospalax galili (Upper Galilee mountains blind mole rat)
Lineage: Eukaryota; Metazoa; Chordata; Mammalia; Rodentia; Spalacidae
Gene: Nrg4
Product: neuregulin 4
Exons: 10
Coding region: 563-910 (115 amino acids)
Biological process (GO): animal organ development; nervous system development; intracellular signal transduction
Molecular function (GO): chemorepellent activity
Source: RefSeq, a predicted model, not a curated record